AUGGCGGACCCCGCCGAGUGCAGCAUCAAGGUGAUGUGCCGCUUCCGGCCCCUCAACGAGGCCGAGAUCCUGCGCGGCGACAAAUUCAUCCCCAAAUUCAAGGGCGACGAGACCGUGGUCAUCGGGCAAGGGAAGCCCUACGUCUUUGACAGGGUGUUACCUCCCAACACAAGCCAGGAGCAGGUUUAUAAUGCCUGUGCCAAGCAGAUUGUCAAAGAUGUGCUGGAGGGCUACAACGGCACCAUCUUCGCCUACGGCCAGACCUCCUCGGGCAAGACGCACACCAUGGAGGGGAAGCUGCACGACCCUCAGCUGAUGGGAAUCAUCCCCAGGAUCGCCCACGACAUCUUUGACCACAUCUACUCCAUGGAUGAGAACCUGGAGUUCCACAUCAAGGUUUCCUACUUUGAGAUCUAUUUGGACAAAAUAAGGGACCUGCUUGAUGUGUCAAAGACAAACCUUGCUGUACAUGAAGAUAAAAACAGAGUCCCCUAUGUUAAGGGCUGCACUGAGCGCUUCGUGUCCAGCCCCGAGGAGGUUCUGGAUGUCAUCGACGAGGGCAAGGCCAACAGGCACGUGGCUGUGACAAAUAUGAACGAGCACAGCUCGAGGAGCCACAGCAUCUUCCUCAUCAACAUCAAGCAGGAGAACGUGGAAACGGAGAAGAAGCUCAGUGGGAAGCUUUACCUGGUGGACUUGGCUGGCAGUGAGAAGGUCAGCAAAACUGGAGCAGAGGGGGCAGUUCUGGAUGAAGCUAAAAAUAUCAAUAAGUCUUUGUCUGCUCUGGGCAAUGUGAUCUCGGCCUUGGCAGAGGGAACUAAAACCCACGUUCCCUACCGAGACAGCAAGAUGACCAGGAUCCUGCAGGAUUCCCUGGGGGGGAACUGCAGGACCACCAUCGUCAUCUGCUGCUCCCCCUCCGUCUUCAACGAGGCCGAGACCAAGUCCACGCUGAUGUUUGGCCAGAGGGCCAAGACCAUCAAGAACACGGUGUCUGUGAACCUGGAGCUGACAGCAGAGGAGUGGAAGAAGAAGUAUGAGAAGGAGAAGGACAAAAACAAGAGUUUAAAGAAUGUUAUCCAGCACCUGGAGCUGGAGCUGAACAGGUGGAGGAAUGGAGAGGCUGUGCCCGAGGAGGAGCAGAUCAGUGCCAAGGACCAGAAGAACCUGGAGCCUUGUGAUAACACCCCAAUCAUUGAUAACAUCGCCCCCGUGGUCGCCAGCAUCUCCACAGAGGAGAAGCAGAAAUACGACGAGGAGAUCGCCAGCCUCUACAGGCAGCUGGAUGAUAAGGAUGAUGAAAUCAACCAGCAGAGCCAGCUGGCUGAAAAAUUAAAGCAGCAAAUGUUGGAUCAAGAGGAGCUGUUGGCCUCCACCAGGAGGGAUUAUGAGAAGAUCCAGGAGGAGCUGACCCGACUCCAGAUCGAGAACGAGGCGGCCAAGGAUGAAGUGAAGGAGGUGCUCCAAGCCCUGGAAGAGCUGGCUGUCAACUAUGACCAGAAAUCCCAGGAAGUGGAGGACAAAACCAGGACCAACGAGCAGCUGGCAGAUGAGCUGGCACAGAAAAGUAGUGCCCUGACAGCGACCCAGAGGGAGCUGGGCCAGUUGCAGGAGCUCAGCAACCACCAGAAGAAGAGAGCCACGGAAAUCCUGAACCUGCUGCUGAAGGACCUGGGGGAGAUCGGGGGAAUCAUCGGCACCAACGACGUGAAAACCCUGGCAGAUGUGAACGGCGUGAUCGAGGAGGAGUUCACCAUGGCCAGGCUCUACAUCAGCAAGAUGAAGUCGGAGGUGAAGUCCCUGGUGAACAGGAGCAAGCAGCUGGAGAGUGCCCAGAUGGACUCCAACAGGAAGAUGAACGCCAGCGAGAGGGAGCUGGCGGCCUGCCAGCUCCUCAUCUCCCAGCACGAGGCGAAGAUCAAAUCCCUGACAGACUACAUGCAGAACAUGGAGCAGAAGAGGAGGCAGCUGGAGGAGUCCCAGGACUCCCUCAACGAGGAGCUGGCCAAGUUACGCGCUCAAGAAAAGAUGCACGAAGUCAGCUUCAAGGACAAGGAGAAGGAGCACCUGACACGACUCCAGGAUGCAGAGGAGAUGAAGAAGGCUCUGGAGCAGCAGAUGGAGAGCCACAGGGAAGCCCACCAGAAGCAGCUGUCCAGGCUGAGGGAUGAGAUCGAAGAGAAGCAGAAAACAAUCGAUGAAAUCAGGGACAUGAACCAGAAGCUGCAGCUGGAACAGGAGAAGCUGAGUGCUGAUUAUGAUAAAUUAAAAAUUGAGGACCAGGAAAGAGAAAUGAAACUGGAGAAGCUCAUACUCCUUAAUGAUAAAAGGGAACAAGCAAGAGAAGACCUUAAAGGACUGGAGGAAACAGUGGCAAGGGAGCUUCAGACUCUUCACAAUCUGCGCAAGCUGUUUGUCCAGGAUCUUACCACCCGUGUUAAAAAAAGUGUUGAACUGGAUAGUGAUGAUGGAGGUGGAAGUGCUGCGCAGAAGCAGAAAAUUUCCUUUCUUGAGAACAACCUGGAACAACUUACAAAGGUUCACAAACAGCUGGUACGUGAUAAUGCAGAUCUUCGUUGCGAGCUUCCUAAGCUGGAGAAACGCCUUCGAGCUACGGCAGAGAGAGUUAAGGCCCUGGAGAGUGCACUGAAGGAGGCCAAGGAGAACGCCAUGCGCGACCGCAAGCGCUACCAGCAGGAGGUGGAUCGCAUUAAGGAGGCCGUGAGAGCCAAAAACAUGGCCCGGAGAGCACACUCUGCCCAAAUUGCCAAGCCCAUCCGCCCUGGUCACUACCCAGCGUCUUCUCCGACGGCCGUCCACGCCAUCCGAGGGGGAGGGAUGUCCAACUCCAGCUACUACCACAACACCAAAUAAACGAGAGGUCAGUUCCACUUAGCAUGUUAAGGACUGUCAUUAAGUCACAUUAGUUUCUUUUUUGCCCCUCUCCAACCGGGUCCACGUCCCGUCCAUCCCGCGCUUCCCACGGCCGCCGGCGACGCCCCGCUCCAGGUACUCCGAGCUUCGUAGGAUCUCCACGUGUACAGAAGUGUCCAGCUCAGCUCCUCCAGAUCCUCCUACGGUGUCUGGAACAUUCCCACCUCAGUAAGGAUGAUAGGGAGUCUGCCACUCCCAAUCCCACCACCCCUUGGCGCUGCUUAGGUUGGGGCUUCUCCACUCAGAGUGAUGCUUUUUGUUUUUUCCUCCCGAGUCCUCCGUUGGCAUCGGUAAUUCCCAACUUCUGGCAUCAAGGAAUUAAUUACUCAAUGACCAAGUGCCAUCAAAGGCAGGUGAUUGUGCUCUGUCAUGACUGAUUUCCUGUAUAAUAUGCAUAUUAUUUUAUAUUUUUAGGGGAUGAAAAUGUGCUGCUAUGUGGUUUAAUUUUACCGCUUAAACAUUUUCAGAAGGAAAUUUCCCCAAAGAACCAUUUGUAAUAUCCUGAUUUAAGAAAAAAAAAAAAUAAUCUUUGGACUGUAUAAAAUAACCUUUAUUGCGGUACCUGGUAAAGAACAAACGGGAUGCAGAGAAAUCUGUUAGUAUAGAUGUAGGAUUUGAAGUUUGGUAGUUCCAUGAAUUUAUCUGUGUGACCUGUUUCAAAAUUAAGCUCCUGUUCCCUUGUAGUUCUCCCUACAGUGGUGGGUUUUCCUGGAGUGGAAUGGCUUAGCCACGUGUUUGUAAGAGUUGUUCCCUAGGAAUUUUUGAAGGAUUUCAGAAUGCUGUGGAAAUCUUGCCUUGGAAAAUCUGACAAGCAUCUCCCCCCCUCCCCCUUUCCCCAGACAAGCCCUGAUCUGUUCACACCGGAAUUCAGAUCCCAGAG
Molecule: messenger RNA, 3814 nt
Organism: Serinus canaria (Common canary)
Lineage: Eukaryota; Metazoa; Chordata; Aves; Passeriformes; Fringillidae
Gene: KIF5C
Product: kinesin family member 5C
Exons: 26
Coding region: 1-2874 (957 amino acids)
Biological process (GO): microtubule-based movement
Molecular function (GO): ATP binding; microtubule binding; microtubule motor activity
Source: RefSeq, a predicted model, not a curated record